CACGACAAAACGAUACGCCGCAAGGUUACGAAGACGAAGCCCAGAUGAGACGAACAUAAAUGAGUGAUUGUCGGACCGCUGCUUUGUGAUGACGAAAAGGAAUUUGUGCUCAUGCGAUGAACACUAAAGAACACAUUUUCCUUGAAGCUGCAAAGGUUGGUGAUGUUGCUAAAAUCAGAGAGAGCUUGAAGCAGGGUAUAAAUGUUGAUGGAAAUGACUGGACCCGCCAAAGUGCAUUACAUCACACAGCAGCAGGAGGACACAUUGAAGCUUGUCAAGUACUUCUAGAUCAUAAAGCCGACAUUCAAAUCACUGAGAGAGCUGGCUCGACGCCUUUACACCUAGCUGCUUGGCAUGGCCACAUUGAUGUAUGUAAACUUCUUUUGGAAAGAGGUGCAAACCCAAACGCUAAGAACUAUACAGGACUAUCACCAAUGCAUGCAGGGGCUAGGAGAGGUCAUGCUCAGGUCAUUAGCACUCUUCUUGAUUACGGAGCGAACGUCAACAUAAAGAGUAGCUUUGCUUGGACACCACUACACCGGUCGGCUGUUAUGGGUCAUGUUGAUGUCUGCCAAAUUCUGCUGGAGAGAGGAGCCGAUGUCAAAGCCAAAGAUGAGGGAGGCAGAACAUGUCUUCACGAAGCAGCUAGCCAUGGUCAUCCAGAGGUCUGUGAAAAAUUGCUAUCCAGCCAUGCCAACCUUAACAGCUUAACCAAGGAUGGUACACAUUCACUCCAUCUGGCUGCAUCCAAAAACCAUAGCAGAGUUUGUCAGGUGCUACUCAACUACAAUGCUGACAUUAAUGUAAAGACCAAGGAUGGUAAGACAGCGCUUGAUCUCGCUUCAGACCCGGCAACGACUGAAAUCUUGCAACAAGCCGUCAAGCUCCACGACUACAGGGAACUCAUGAGCAGAGGCUCAAAAGCGUGGAAGAAAAUGAAAUUAUUUUUUGUUGGCGACCCAGCUGCAGGGAAGACCACUCUCAAGAAUACAUUACAAAGGGUAGGAUCACUUCCUUAACUUUAAAGUGUUAGA
Molecule: messenger RNA, 1034 nt
Organism: Anneissia japonica
Lineage: Eukaryota; Metazoa; Echinodermata; Crinoidea; Comatulida; Comatulidae
Product: serine/threonine-protein phosphatase 6 regulatory ankyrin repeat subunit C-like
Exons: 9
Coding region: 117-1019 (300 amino acids)
Molecular function (GO): protein binding
Source: RefSeq, a predicted model, not a curated record